AUGGAGUCUGCGUUGACAGAAACCGGCGGGUUGGCAGAAGCCAGGUUGGGCUUCCAACGGAGAUGCGAGGAACAGCUGCGAGCCAUUCGUGGGGUGAGCUUGGGUGGAACCUGCGAAGCAAGCGGACAGAUGAGCGCGGAGCAGACACAACGGUUUUACGACGGGGCGCUCGCCGGCUUCGGAAAAAUUGCCGAGAAGAGCGUUAAUGAAGCCAGCAACAGUAGCCUUAAGCGGACGUUCCAGCAAUACCAAGAUUUCUUAGCGCGGAACGCCUUCGGAGUCACGGUUGAGACAGCCACGGCCGCUGACGUAGGGGCCUUCAUUAUGGGGGAUUGGAUUCCCAAUCACAGGGCCGGAUGUAGGACCAAGCUGCCGGGGACGGGGGAGACCAGUCCGUCAGCGUCUGCUGUGACCCACGUGGUAAAGGACUUAUCGAAGUCCUACUCUCUCCUCGGUUUCGAAGGGCGGAAUAAUCCUGCUAAAGCCGAAGUGGUGAAGUCAUUCCGCGUGGGCUACGAGAAACUGUUGCACGAACAGGGGGUGAGGGUGCAGCGUGCUAAAGUCUUUACAGAGGCGAAGCUGGACGCGCUGCUGGCGCACCUUGCGCGACUGAUCCAGGCGAGUUCCCCUGGGCUAGAGAGGUGCGUCAUGCUGACAGACCAGGCUGCAGUGUUAUACCUUUGGGAGCCGCUUGCCCGCGGAAAGGAGUGCGGACAGCUGCAGCGUCGGCAAGUGGAAUUGGAAGAGCAGGCGGCUUACCCGGGUUGGAGCAAGACAGUCCGGCAGGAGCCCAGCGCGCGGAUUCCGCUGGCGGUGCCGGAAUCUCAGAUCCGGCUAACCUUUGUGGAGGCUGCCGAGGCGCUGCUGUUCGGUAUGGAAGAAGGAGGGCAUCCGGUUGGAGGGGAUGGGUUCCUGUUCCGGGCCAUGAACAGGAGCCGGACCGGCUUCGUUAACGAGCCAAUGAGCAGCGACACUCUGAGGAAGAGACUGCAGAAGCGACUCAAGGAAGCCGGCCUGUUCGAAGGGGAAACUGUGCAUACUUUCCGUCGAUCAGCCGUUCAGCAUGCGGCGGUAAACCUGAAGUACAGUGUUAAGCACUUAAUGGAGUUAGGACGGUGGAAAGGUUAUGCCGCCUUCCGAUUAUACGCAAGUAGAGAAUUCUGUACCGAUCAGAGAGAUUCUGCAACUUGA
Messenger RNA from Klebsormidium nitens, 1191 nucleotides. The record is from the annotation of a GenBank genome assembly. Lineage: Eukaryota; Viridiplantae; Streptophyta; Klebsormidiophyceae; Klebsormidiales; Klebsormidiaceae.